Molecule: messenger RNA, 2962 nt
Organism: Megalobrama amblycephala (Wuchang bream)
Lineage: Eukaryota; Metazoa; Chordata; Actinopteri; Cypriniformes; Xenocyprididae
Product: stonustoxin subunit beta
Exons: 5
Coding region: 658-1383 (241 amino acids)
Molecular function (GO): protein binding
Source: RefSeq, a predicted model, not a curated record
UUCCGCUGAAAACAGGAGUAGCCAGUGUUUUCAACGGAACUUACCUGUCUGUUUCAUAAGUUAAACCGAAAGCAGUCGAUGACUGUGUGCCAUUGCGGAGGAUUUAGAAUCAGAAAAUAACUUUACAUGUUAGGGCCUCAAAUCAUCUAGCAGGAAGAGAAGCAGAAACCUGCCUGUAAAAUGAGUGUGAAUGAGGAGAGAGAGGAGGAGGAGGAGGCUUCUGUUCACACUCAGAGAGCAGCAUCUCCAGGAUUCAGUUAUGUGUCCAUGAAGAGUAACAACUCCAUUGGUCUGCCGCCUGAUCUCAGUGAUGGACCUGCUCUGAACUCUGACUCUGUGUAGUAGAAGUGAAAUUAUCUAAUUAUCAUCGUGAAUCACUCACUGAGGUUUAUUUCUCUGAAAAGUAAAUCACUUUAUAAAGACAAAAUGAAGGGAUGCUGGCCACCCACAAAGGGUCUAUCAGGAGUUUUUUACUUUUCAUGUGAAGUAUGAGCUUUAAGCUUAAAUCAUCACAAUGAUUUUUUCAACACUGAAUGAAAUGGAAUUCUCUUUAAACCACAAUCUUAAAGUGUGUCUCUGAGGUCCACUCCUCUCUUUAAAAUCCUCCAUUUUGAUAGGCAUGCCACAUUCAAGACAUGGAAGUAAACGGCCACUGCUAUGAUUGGUAUCAUCAGCAAGAAGAGAAAGAGAGCAGCAUCUCCAGGAUUCAGUUGUGUGUCCAUGAAGAGUAACAACUCCAUUGGUCUGCCGCCUGAUCUCAGUGAUGGAUCUGCUGUGACCUCUGACUCUGUUGUGGAUCACAGAAGAGAGUUCAUGAUAACAUCAAGAUUACACAAAUACGCCUGUGAUCUCACACUGGAUCCAAACACAGUGAACCAUUACCUCGUUCUGUCUGAGAAGAACAGGAAGGUGACGGAUAUGGGACAGAAUCAGUCAUAUCCUGAUCAUCCAGAGAGAUUUGAUCAUUAUCCUCAGGUUCUGUGUGGAGAGACUCUGACUGGACGCUGUUACUGGGAGGCUGAAUGGAGUGGAGAUGCUGAAAUAUCAGUGGCUUAUAAAGGAAUCGAGAGGAAAGGAAACAGUGAUGACUGUUGGUUUGGACGUAAUGAGAAGUCCUGGAGUCUGAUCUGCUCUGAUCACAGAUUCACUGUCAUUCACAAUAAUAAUGAAACUGUCAUAUCUUCUUCUUCAGUCAGUAAGAGAGUGGGAGUGUUUGUGGACGUGUCGGUCGGCACUCUGUCCUUCUACAGCGUCUCUGACACACACACACUCACACACUUACACACAUUCACACACACAUUCACUGAUCAACCCCUCUGUGCUGGAUUUGGACUUGAUUAUUCAAACUCUUCAGUGUCUCUGUGUCACAUUAAACAACACUGACUGACACACACACACACAAACGCAAUCACACACACACACAGAAUCAUGAGUUCAGAUAAAUAGAGGUGAUUUUCCUAAGACAGAGAGCUGAAACAGAUUCACUUUGAGAUCUUUUGACCUGAUACUGAAACACAGAACUGAAUUCACUGAAUCACACACAGACUGACUGUACUAUCACAAUAUAAAGGUCUAUUAUAGAAAUCAAGACUAAAUUACUAAAUUUAAUGGGGGUCAGCUGGUGAGAGCUGCAGGUAAACUUCACUCCGUUGAUCUCAAGAGAUCCAGCAGUGACUGACAUCAGAGACUACGGUCUUUAGCGUCUUUUGUUAGAUUUUGUUGUAUUUGGCCGUGCAGUCGUUUGGGUGGCUCGCCAAUGUAUUCGAUUUCUCUAAUACAUAAAAUAAGUAAGCUCGACCAGAGUUCUUGUGGGGAGAAGAAUUUAUUGAAGGUAGUAGUGUAGGACAGUUCUUCAGUGGCGAUGUUAGCGUCAGCCUUCAAAAUACCUUAACCCAAAGUUCUGUCUGUGGGACAGAACUUUAUACAAGAGAUAAAAAGGGCUACAAACAAUAGUCAUUCACACCCAUCAGUUGCUGUGGGCCAUACAGUAUGUCUGUAGGGCCAUUCGGUUCACACCUUUACAAACACAGAGUUGAUUGCAUCUGAGGCACAGUCACAAUGCAAAUGCAUCUAACCAAAGACAAUGAAAAUACACAUAAUCUUUCACUUUGUUAGUGCUCCUGCCUCCCAUGACGGAGACUCUGGUUCGAAUCCCACUCAAAACAUGUCCAGCAGACAUAUACACAACAAGAACGGGAAAAUUAGGAACCACGUGACUGAGAAAAGAAUGUGUUGAUUAAUGUGAGAAGAGGAAACCUGUUCACCAACAUCUGACAUUUCUCUGUUUCAGAGUGUAUGUUUCUCCAGAUGUUUCUCGUGUCUUGAUAAAGAGGUCAUUUUGUUGUUGUCUUCUGCUCUCACUACAUGUAUAACUAAGAGGAAAAUCCUUGAGUUUCUUCAUCUAGCAUGUGUUGACAGCUGAUUCUCCUGACAUCCUGGACACACUUGGAGAAAUAAAGACGAAUUAUAAUGUGCUUUAAUGUGUUUGAACACACUGGACUCGUCCUUCAUCAGAGGGUUUUUAUGGCGCUGAUGAAGAUCAUCUUUGGGACAGUUAUCAUCACUGCGGGUCUGAUGGAGCUGCUCAGUCCUGAACACUGACAUUAUACAUGUAUACAUACUGACAUUAACAAAAAAUUGUAAUCGAGUCAUUAGAUGUUGGAAAAGAUGUUACAAAGUACUGCUGGAGAAAAGUAUUUAUAUAAAAAUACACUUCAGACGCAAAACCUUGCAGUUAAAAUCAUGAACCUCAUCUGUAUGAAUUGGUUUGCUAUAUAAUGUUAUAAUUUUAACCAUGUUUAAUGUUUUUUGUUGUUGUUAAAACAAACAUCUGUCUGCAAGACCUCAAUGAUAUUGAUAUCAUUAGAUAUUUUGUAUUAUCGGUUUCAAACGUAAUAAAUUUAUAAACGUUGUAUAAUUGUUCUUGCCAUAACUUUACAGAAUGAAUAAAAUCAUGAACACA